AUGCUUGAAUUCCUCACAGCCGGCUUCCAGGGCUAUGCUGUACAGUACUCACCAUUCUUCGACAACAGAAUCGCGGUAGCAGCAGCCGCCAACUACGGCCUGGUAGGCAACGGCAGACUAUACAUCCUUGAGCUGACCCCUCGGGGGAUCCAGUGUCUGAAGUGGUAUCCUACGCAAGACGCACUCUACGACCUGUCGCACUCCGAAGCGCACUCAGCGCAUAUCGUGACCUCUUCCGGCGACGGGUCAUUACGUCUCUACGACACAACACUGCAGCCAGAGUUCCCUAUUGCGACCUUUCAAGAACACAGCCGAGAAGCGUUCUCAUGCAGCUGGAACCUCACCAGCAAAGCCACCUUCGCAUCUUCUUCGUGGGACGGGACAGUUAAGAUUUGGAAUCCCGAAAGGCAGCAGAGUCUCCUCACGCUCCCCACACAUUCGUGCACGUAUAGCACGCAAUGGAGUCCACAUACCGAUGGUGUUAUCAGCGCAGUCUGCUCUGACAGCCAUCUGCGCAUGUGGGAUCUGCGCACUCCUGCCAGCGCCAACAACCACCUCGUGCUCCAAAUGGCACUGCACUCACCUCCCGUAGCAACGACUAUGGGCAAGCCGCAGCCUACGUUUCCUCCUGCGGAAGCACUGACACAUGACUGGAACAAGUACCGAGGUACAAUUGUAGCCACGGGUGGAGUUGACAGAAUCAUCCGUACCUUCGAUAUUCGCCAGCCAAAGGGUCCGAUGCGACUCAUGCAAGGCCAUGGCUAUGCUGUACGGAAGCUGGCAUGGAGUCCUCACCUUCCAGACCUGCUUCUCAGUGCAAGCUAUGACAUGACGUGUCGUCUAUGGACGGACGGAGGUGACCAAGGGGCGGAGGGCAGGGAACUCGGAGUCAUGGGAGCACACACCGAAUUCGCUACAGGUGUCGAUUGGUGUCUCUUCGGCAGUGAGGGUUGGGCGGCAAGCUGUGGGUGGGAUAACCGGGUUUGCAUAUUCGAUAUCCGUGGUUUCAUGCACGCCUAG
This is a messenger RNA of Cyphellophora attinorum, 1020 nucleotides long. Its product is annotated as Peroxisomal targeting signal 2 receptor. Gene Ontology annotation, molecular function: protein binding. Bases 1 to 1020 code for a protein of 339 amino acids. Gene Ontology annotation, biological process: protein import into peroxisome matrix. Lineage: Eukaryota; Fungi; Ascomycota; Eurotiomycetes; Chaetothyriales; Cyphellophoraceae. Gene Ontology annotation, cellular component: peroxisomal matrix; cytosol. The record is from RefSeq and is a predicted model, not a curated record. The transcript has 2 exons.